This is a messenger RNA of Quercus lobata, 1818 nucleotides long. RefSeq lists its product as uncharacterized. The record is from RefSeq and is a predicted model, not a curated record. The coding region runs from base 814 to 1320 and encodes 168 amino acids. The transcript is spliced from 4 exons. NCBI's taxonomy places the organism in Eukaryota, Viridiplantae, Streptophyta, Magnoliopsida, Fagales, Fagaceae.
UUCUCUCUCUCGUUCUUCACACUGUUACAAAUCCGCCAUUGUUGUAACCUGCUCAAGCUCAAAAUCUUACAUUCAUAUCUCUUCGAAUCUGACUAUUCCCCUGGGCAUGUGCAGUUCUCCCGUUUUACAAGGAAGAAUCCCUUGAGAGUGACCCCAGGUGUCGGUAAGAGGUUUCGAAAUAGUAUAGUAUCAGCAUGCAUGUAAGUGCUGAUAUAUUCCUGAACUGGUGCAGGUUAUUCCUAUUCAUUGAAAAGUAUGGCACUCAAAACAUCCAAACAUGCUUUGUUAAUGAAUCCUUGGGUUUUCAUUUUCUGAGAGACCCCCAAAAAUAUUAUAAUAUGCAGGACUCAAAAUCUUUAUUUCUUUUGACUUCAGCUUUCUCAGCAACUAAACAAAGGCUAACAUUUAGUCUGUAGAACCUUAGCUCAGAUUGGUAUAUGCAUUGUAUUUGCUUCUGUUUGAGUUUAAUUUGUUAAACGAAUUGGAAAAGAUGUGCUAAUCUUUUUAAUGGGUUUCAGAUAUUUUUGUUGAAUUUGAAUGGAUUUGCCACGUCUAUAACUAAGGACUGGGUUGACUUAUUGUUUAUAUCUUGGAAGCUAGCAUGACACUAUGAUAGCAUGUAAAGGACUCUUACUAGAAUGAUAGUCCCAAUGUUGUAGGGGAGAAAUGGGCACCCAAACGCCUGGAAGUAGCGAUCGCACGAGGACAAACCGGACACCAGCAAUGGAGUGCUAUUGUAUUGAUCUUUUGUUAGAUAAAGGAGAAUAGGAAGAAUAGGAUGGGAAACAUAUUCAACAACAAGCUUGGACUGAUAUGCUGACCAUGUUCAAUGCCUAUUUUGGAUCCCCAUAUAAUGAAAAGGACUUGGAAGGUCAUUACACUAAUUUGUGGACUCAAAUCAAUGAUGUAAAGAGUCUGCUUGAUCAGUAUGGAUUUUCAUGGGAUGAUGCUAAACAAAUGGUGGUUGCCAGUCAUCAAGUUUGGGAUGUCUACAUCAAGGCUCAUCCCGAUUCCCGAGGAAUAAUUCUAGGGGAAAAAAGCAUUGAUGAAGUUAAUGAUUUGUGCAUCAUAUAUGCACAUACAACAGCAGAUGGAAGAUACGGCCUAUCUAGUCAUGAUAUAGACUUUGAUGAUGACAUUCAAGCAGUGAAUAUGGUUAUUUUUGAAGUUCUAGUUAAAGGGGAUUACAAAUCCCCUGCUAAUAAUGAUCCUUUGAGGAUAAAUUGGACAAGGGAAAUGGUCCAUUAUAUUAUGGUCCUUAUGUCAGAACAGUUGCACAGAGGGAAUAAGGCCUUGAAGCAGUUGCCAAGAGAGAUUUAAAAUAGCCACCAAAUUUGGCAUCCAAAAACUAAAAUUUCCUUAUUACAAUUGAACAUUAGCCCUGAGGAUGUUCACUCAUGCUGUGGGGCUAGCAUGAAGCGUCUUGACUCUUGAUGUGCAAUACAUUGAUCUGCAUUAUUAGCAUCAGGUAGAUACAAAAGUACCCAUAGAAGAAAGUGUAAGUGAUUCUCAGGUCAUUGCAAUCACAUGCCUGCAAUGCUUAUCCAUUUUGAAUUAUUUCUUGUUUGUAAAUUGAAAAUAUCAAAUUCUCUCCAAAUUUAUUAUUUCAUGGUAGCGAUGGUGGGAUUUUGAUGCCAAAUUUCAUUAGAUACAACUUAUUUGAAUGUAUGUCGGUGAACUUAAGAAACUGGUAGAAGAGGGAAAAAUCAAGCAUAUUGCUUUAUCUGAACCCAGCCCAGAUUCAAUAAGGAGAGCACAUGUUGCGCAUCCCAUCACAGCUUUACAAAUGGAGUGGUCUUGCGGACUGGACUCAUGAUA